Molecule: messenger RNA, 3234 nt
Organism: Diversispora eburnea
Lineage: Eukaryota; Fungi; Glomeromycota; Glomeromycetes; Diversisporales; Diversisporaceae
Source: the annotation of a GenBank genome assembly
AUGCUAGACAAUCUUUAUAUUUCCCAACGGGCAGCUAAUGCCAUUAUAGCGGACGUUGCUCCUUACCGCAUCUCAUCUGAAGCUUUAUUUGCCAUAAAUACUUUCCUUGAUGAAUUCUUAUAUUGCUUAAUAGAUUCUGCUAGGUCUCUUGACUUGGUACGAAUAAAAUUAGCCAUUGGUCAAGUUUUACCUACUAGCUUAGGUAAAAAUGCUGUUCAGGAAGCUGAACUAGAACUAAAAACUUAUUGGGAAAGUGGUAACUCGGACCAUACUCAAGAAAGGACUAUAGAAAUAAAUCCUUUCCCUUUACAAAAAGUUUUUGAACAAUUUCGUAUAAAAUGUCAAUAUUUUAGUACCUUAGGUGAACGCGCUUCCGAUGAUCGAGGACGUAAUUUGGUACCUGAUUUAUAUGGUGCGGAGGGUAUUCAUAUUGCUCCAAGUUUGGCAAUAUAUUUAACAGCAGUAUUAGAGUAUGUAGGAGAGUAUACACUUAUAUUGGUUGCUAAAAUUUCGGAAAGGCAAGGUUCAGAAGUAGCAAAAGAUAGAGAAGUAUAUAUCGCAUUGAUCGAAGAUGCACAAAUAUAUCCAUUAUUCCAAAGUCUUAAGUCUCCAAUAUCUAAAACUUUUUCUUCACCAAUGUCAUCACCAAUUUCAACUACACAUACCAAUUCUGAUUCUUCAAAAUCUCCUCGAUUACGAUCUCCUAUUUCGCCAAUUGGAAAUGGGAAUGUGAAUGGAGGAUUUAAGAAUUCUUCUGCUACACCUACUUCUCCGAUUAAAUCAUCCAUUGAUAGAAAUAGUAGAAGUAGUGGAAAUAGUUCGGAAUAUAAAAUGCGUUCAACGAAAAGUACGCAAAGUUUACAAAGUCAGGGAGACGGAGAAACAGAUAUGAAAAGUAUAUCUAGUAUGGAAGAUAAUCUUGAAAAAAUGAGAAGCUUUGAAACUUUGAUUUCAAGUAAUCAAACAAUGAAAGUUUCUUUAACUCCGAAUCGAUUAAUUACAAUUGAGACACAUAAAAGACCUCCAAAACUUGCUCCUCGUGAACCUGUGGCUCAAGAAAAUUUAUAUGAAUUCCUUAAAAAUACUAGUCCAGAUGAUGUGCUAAGUGAUGGAAGGAUUAAGAAAAAAGAUUCAAAAGUUGACCUAUUUCAAAGACGUGGAAAGGCAAUUGAUAAAUUAGAUAAAGUUUCAGAACAUUCCGCUACCACGAGUGCCACGUCAUCUCCUUCUUCUCCAGGAAAUACACCACGUUAUAAACCUCUUAUUCCAUCUUCAUCACCUUAUGCAUUUUAUAAUAGCGCUUCAAUCUCUCAAGCUUUAUCUGCAAAAUCAUACGAAGAUCAAUCUAGAUAUAAUACUUCUCCUUUACAAACACCCAAAACUGCACCAGGUUCAUUACAUCAUAGUAAAUCUAUGGAUCAAGCACAAUCUACAUAUUAUAAUCAAUCAAAAGGUAGUAGAAGUACCGGACAAAAACGAAAUAAACGACGACAUGCGGAACAAGAUUUAAUAGAUUUUUUAAGUACCACACCACCAUCUGAACAAACAGAAUUUCCUCAAUCUGUUAAAAAAGAUAAUUUUUCACCUGAAAUUGUAAAGAAAAAAGAAAAGAAAUUUAAAAAAUUAUUUUUCAGAUCAAGGAAAUCAUUAAAUGAAGAUACUAUGAAUCAACAACGACAUAAUAAUAAUGUUUCAUUCAAGAAUAAUUAUAUAUCCACAAAUUUACAAGGAUCAAAUAAACCAGCUCGUUAUGUUAAGAUAGAAAUUCCUCGAAUUUUAUCUAAAGAGGAAGGAAAUCAAGAACAAAUUAUAUUUGAUCAAGUUGAACAAUCAAGACAUGCUCGUCAUAUAUCUAGAACGAGUUUAUCAAGUUCCACCCAAAAUUCACAAUUACCUCCUUUAAAAGAAGAUGUCUCUAGCGUUUCUGAUAAAAAUCGUAGUGACCCAGUCCCCACCACAAAUUUAAGGAGUUCAUCACAAUCUACAAAUUCAACAAAUUUAACGAAUCCAGCAAAUUCGGAAAUUUUAAAGAAUUCAACAAAUUCAUCAAAUUUAAAGAGCUCAGCAAAUUUAACGAAUUCGGCACAAUCCACAAAUUUAACAAAUUCAGUAAAUUCAACAAAUUCAACUCAUUUAAAGAAUUCGUUAAAUUCGGAAAAUUUGAAGAAUUCAACAAAUUUAACGAAUUUAAAGAGUUCAACAAAUUCAACAAAUUUAAAGAGUUCAGCAAAUUCGGCGAAUUUGAAAAAUUCAGCAAAUUUAACGAAUUUAAAGAGUUCAGCAAAUUCAACAAAUUUAAAGAGUUCAACAAAUUCAACAAAUUUAAAGAGUUCAGCAAAUUUAACAAAUUUAAAGAAUUCUAUAAAUUCAACAAAUUCAGCAAAUUCGGCGAAUUUGAAGAAUUCAGCAAAUUAUACGAAUUUAAAAAGUUCAGCAAAUUCAACAAAUUUAAAGAAUUUUAAGAGUUCAGCAAAUUUACCAAUUUUAAAGAAUUCAGCAAAUUCAGCAAAUUUAAAGAGUUCGGCAAAUUUAAAAGCAAAUUUAAAGAAUUCAACGAAUUCAACAAAUUUAAAAGUAAAUUUAAAGAAUUCAACACAUUUAAAGCAUUCAACAAAUUCAAUAAAUUUAAAGUAUUCGGUAAAUUUAAAAAAGAACAAUUCGGCAAAUUUAACGAAUUUAAAGGAUUUUGCGAAUUCAUCAGAUUCAGCGAAUUUAGCAUCUACACAAAAUAAUCAAAAAAAUAAGGAAAUUAUUGAAAAUAAAGAAAUUAAAGAAAAUAAGGAAAUUAUUGAAAAUGAAGAAAAUGAAGAAAUUAUCGAAAGUGAAGAAAUUAUUGAAAUUAUUGAAGAUGAAGAAAUUGAAAAUAUUGAAAAAACGGUUAAGAUUGAUCAUUUUAUGGAAGAUAUGAUCAUCGCUGAAUUGAAACUUGUUGAAAAAGAAUAUGAAGUUAAUACACAACAAAUUACUAUUGAUGAAUGUAAAGAGAAGGAAGAAAAGAAGGAAAAAAUGAAAGAAGUGGACGAAGUGAAAGAAAUGAAAGAAGUUGAAGAAGUGAAAGAAGUGAAAGAAGUUGAAGGAAUGAAAGAAAUGAAAGAAGUGGAAGAAGUGAAUGAAAUGGAAGAAAGAGAGGAAUCAUUUGUAGCCGAAUGGUUAUUAGGAACCAAACUUACAUUCAAAGAGAUUCGGAUUUUAGUUCAAGAAUCUGAAGAGUAUUAUAAUAUAGAAAUCCAGUGA